Molecule: messenger RNA, 1503 nt
Organism: Colletotrichum phormii
Lineage: Eukaryota; Fungi; Ascomycota; Sordariomycetes; Glomerellales; Glomerellaceae
Exons: 2
Coding region: 1-1503 (500 amino acids)
Biological process (GO): steroid metabolic process
Cellular component (GO): membrane; cytoplasm
Molecular function (GO): FAD binding; Delta24(24-1) sterol reductase activity
Source: RefSeq, a predicted model, not a curated record
AUGGACGAACGAAUCAAGAUUGAGUACCGCUUACUUAAGCAUCGCCGGCGCGUCAACAUCAUCGCAGCGAAGGCUAGAAGACUCGCUCGGGACGGUAUAAAGUACCGAAUCUAUCACAAGACUACCAACAGCACUCGACCCAGCACUCGCGAGCCAGAGGCGAUCAUCGAUAUCAGUGGACUUGAUCAAAUCAUCAGUAUCGAUAAGCGCCGACGUCGCGCUGGCGUCGAACCCAACGUGUCAAUGGAGGCUCUGGUCACGGCCACCCUCAAGCACGGCCUCAUUCCCGCAGUUGUCCCUGAGUUCACCGGCAUCACCGUUGGCGGCGCCUUUUCCGGCACUGCGCUCGAGAGUUCCUCAUUCCGAUACGGUCACUUCGGAAAGUCUGUGACUUCUGUCGAGGUCAUCCUUGGAAACGGCAACAUUGUCACCGUCUCGCCCGUCGAGAACUCGGACCUCUUCAGCAGUCUCUCGAGUCUCUGGUGCUUGUGGCACCCUCGGUAUCUGCACGAUUCUCGAAAUCAAGCUUGUUCCAGCUCGUCAAUUCGUCGAGCUCAAGACUACACCGCCAACACCUCGUUCAUUGAUUUCGUCGACGGUAUAAUGUUCGGCCCCAACGACGGCGCCGUUAUCAUUGGCACCAUGACUGAUGAGAAGAAGUCGGGCAUGCCCGUCACUCGUUUCAGCCGAGUCCAUGAUCCGUGGUUCACUCUUCACGUGCACGAGUCUGUACCCCACGUCCGAGACGCUGACUGCAAGCUAUGCGCGUUCUCCGAAUCACGCUCAAGCUACAAGAGUAGCAUCAUCACCGAACUGGUGCCGAUCAAGGAUUAUCUCUUCCGAUACGACCGAGCCGCAUUCUGGAUGGGAAUAUAUGGGCGCAAUCCCAAUGUCUUCAACGGUGUUACCCGCUUUAUGCUGAACCCCCUGAUGAAGGCGAAGUCCUUGUACGCUGGUCUUCACCACAGUGGCCAGGGCCAGUCCUUUUUCAUUCAGGACAUCACGCUUCCGGAGAAUACUGUGAGGGCCUUCAUCGACUGGACUAACGAGAAGUUCGGCAUCUAUCCCCUCUGGAUCUGCCCUGUUAGAGCCGCAACCGACAGCAGUUCCCGCAGCAAUCGUCACAGGAUCUCCGACAUGCUCGUCAACGUAGGUGUCUGGGGUCUCAAGACCAUCCGCGGGCCCGAUGACAUCCCGAGCCUUGACGGCGCCGAGGCUUUUCAAGAGUUUGUCCGUGACAACAGGGCCAUCGAGCAGGCGACUCGCGACCUGGGUGGUGCGAAGAUGCUGUAUGCCACCAACUACUACACGGAGGAGGAGGAAUUUUGGAGAAUUCACGACAAGGAGGCGCACGAUGAGCUUCGAGACAAGUGGGGUGCCUCCGGCCUCCCCAGCCUCUGGGACAAGCUCGGCAAUCCCAAUCCGACCUACAAGGAGAAAAGCUCUCGUUUCAAGGUCGUCAUGAAGACUCUCCUGAAGCGCAACUAUCUCCUCAAGAAGUGA